Messenger RNA from Pistacia vera, 959 nucleotides. RefSeq names its product thymidine kinase-like. The transcript is spliced from 4 exons. Gene Ontology annotation, biological process: thymidine metabolic process. Lineage: Eukaryota; Viridiplantae; Streptophyta; Magnoliopsida; Sapindales; Anacardiaceae. Gene Ontology annotation, molecular function: thymidine kinase activity; ATP binding. The record is from RefSeq and is a predicted model, not a curated record. The coding region runs from base 76 to 789 and encodes 237 amino acids.
UUCUCCUCACUUCUCUCCAAUUCACAACCCUAAUUCUGUAACUCCGUUCCCUAUAUUAAGCAACAACCAGCACACAUGGCUUCUUUUAAGCCUUCAAUUCCGGUGGUGAACCCCAUAGACGGAGCCAAGUAUCAUCAUCGCGCUUCCGGUGAGGUGCACGUCAUCAUAGGUCCUAUGUUUGCAGGGAAGACCACCGCCCUUCUCCGUCGGAUCAGAUCCGAAGGCAACAACGGCAGGAACGUUGCUAUGAUAAAAUCAAGUAAGGAUACAAGAUAUGCCGUUGACUCUGUGGUGACUCACGAUGGGAUCAAGUUUCCGUGCUGGGCAUUGUCAGAUCUCACGUCGUUUCGACAGAAACUUGGAGAUGAUGCUUAUGAGAAGCUUGAUGUGAUUGGUAUUGAUGAAGCUCAAUUUUUUGAAGACCUUUAUGAUUUCUGCUGCAAGGCUGCUGAUCAUGAUGGAAAAACUAUAAUUGUUGCUGGCCUUGAUGGUGAUUAUUUGAGAAGGAGCUUUGGUCCAGUUCUGGAUGUGGUACCCCUUGCUGAUACUGUGACCAAGUUGACAGCUCGCUGUGAACUCUGCGGGAAACGGGCCUUCUUUACCUUUCGAAAGACGAUGGCAAAACAGACUGAACUUAUUGCGGGAGCAGAUGUGUACAUGCCUGUCUGCCGCCAGCAUUAUGUCAAUGGGCAACUAGUGAUUGAAGCUGCAAAUGCAAGCAGUGUACUGGAAUGUCGUAAGGUUCAGAGUGAAUCUCUUCUUGAGGUUGAGGCAGCUGUAGCUAUCUAAAUGAUAUUUAUGGCUUAGUUACAGUUUACUAAUUACUAUGUUAUCAUCUGCAGUUUGUACUUGUCCAACAUGCUCAAGUUGGACAUUCCAUGGCGUCUUUGACUUUGAAAGUCAAAAUGUACUUCUUAUUAUGUAUAUAGAAUUAAAUUUCUUCCAAAGCCUUGGUAAUA